UGGUAGAAUGUUUGUGAGUAAUCUCUAGACAGUGAAAAUCAAUUCACUUAAUCUAAUCUGUAAACAGAUAAUCUGUAAAAAUGAGUGUUCUCUUAGCAAGGAAGAGUUCUCCACACUUUCUGAUAGAAGAGCUCAUGAAAGGUCACUUCUUGUUUGCUCGUUUUUGUAAUGUAGAUUUCAUCUGUACUGAAGGGUGACAGUCCUUCCUUUUAGCAAGAUAUAUAAAACUUAGAUCAGUGACGCUCCUGUUUGAGAUUCUUCUGGCAAAAUGUUAAUGUACAAAAAAACCUUACAGCAGAAAAAAUACUGCCAGGUUGUCCUGCUGAGCUAUAGAUGCACAGGGCUUUUAUGUGUAAAAGUGUGGUGAAAACAGCUGCAGUAGCCUCACAUGUCUUUAGGGGAAAAUACAUGUGGGGUUUUGACUUAAGUUAAUUUGUCCCAAGCUUAGGUUGCUUUAAUUAUGAACACAGAAAGUACUUCUUUGAGUACUAAUGUUAGGAACCAGUAUUAAUUCUCCUGCAGUACAAUUCUUCCUGAAUUUCUUCCUCACUGAGCUCCAUUCCUCAAGGGGAAGGAAUUCUUUUCAGAAGUAGCAGCAGACUUUAUAAUGGUCUCAUCUAAACCUUUUCAGAGUAACAUAUUUGUAUGUCAUCAAGAAGGCAUUAGAAAAAUAAUUGUACGCUGUAACUUGUAAUAAAAUACUCAGUAGAAUGAAAUUGAGUUAACCAUGCCGUUGUAGUUCUGCACAAUUCAGUGCUGUGAGGUGAAAAAACUGUCAUAGUUGACCAAAACCAAAUUUUCUAAACUUGGAAUCUCUUAUUCUAAAUAAGGGAGUGUAUCAGACUAUAGCUGAUUUCUAUCCUGUCGGAAAAUAGACUAUAUAAAUUAGCAUUAAUAUGAUAAGUGUAUCUGGAAGCAAGUAGGAAUCUGUAUUUUGGGAGGUAUGUUGUUUAACUUCCCUCUUUCUUCCUCCACGUAUAGUAGUUAUUUUUGAAUGGAGUUUCAAAAUUUGAUCAUUUCUAGGUUGGGUGCUUAGCAAGGUUGGUGAUGGAGAACAUGCUGAAUGGAUCAGGAAGGCUGUAAUGAGUUGAAAAGAAUGUGAUUUCAUCAGUGGGUGUUUCUGAGUUUGGCCUUUCUGACCAUCUGUGGUAUCCCAAAGUUUUUGGCAGGGGGAAAAAAGUUUUAAGGUGUUUUUGGAAGGUCAGGGAUUGCAGGUGUGAUGUAGUGUUCAUUUCAAGUGUUUGCGUGUACCCUUAUUUGGAUUUAAAUAACAUCGCUCUAGAUUUCUCUUAAAAUUAUAGUCCUUUUACUGUCAAAGAACAUAAUUGAUUCUAUUUAUUGCAGGCAGCCUUCCAAAUUUGGAAGUGUACACAGAAACACAAGCUGCCAACUAUACUUCAAAACUGUUUCUGUUUACAUUUUUGCUUUCCAAAUCCAAACCCUGGAGGCGUGCUUACAUGUGCAAGUAAAAUGAAUGUGCACACAGAAUGACUAUAUGCACUGUUCCAGCACAUGUCUGUACCCCAGUUUAAAACAAAAGCUGCUGUUUUGGUGCAGUUGCUCUAAAAAGAGUGUAGGUUUUGGGGUGUCCUGUUUGGACCGUUUGCAAAUCUUUAAAGAAAUGGUAUUGAGUUGUUGUUUAACAUUUGAAAUUAUUUAAAAAGCCAAGGCUGACAUUUAUUUUGAAAAGAUACUUGUCUAAAAGGAUUUAAUAUGUGUGUGUCCCAGCCAUGCCUCUGUUUCUUUAUUUGCAAUUAUUGGUGGGGAGGGAGGAAAAAGUUGCAGUGGAAGGAACCACCAUUCUUGAAGCUGAACUAGCUCAGCACUGCUGCAGUCAUGCUCACUCCCCUGUGUGGACACUGGUGUUCCUCUGACUCCAUGAUGAUCUCAAUAAGGCAGCUAAACCAGCAGAAGCUAGCCCAAGAAAGGAAAAGUUUACUCAUACGAAUCACUGCUUGAAAGACUUCCAGUACAGAGUUAUCUAAAGACUUAAAAAUGCCUCCACGACCAUCAUCUGGUGAACUAUGGGGCAUCCACUUGAUGCCACCGAGGAUCCUUGUGGAGUGUCUUCUCCCAAAUGGAAUGAUAGUGACUCUAGAAUGCCUCCGUGAGGCCACCUUACUAACUAUUAAACAUGAACUCUUCAAAGAAGCGAGAAAAUACCCUCUCUAUCAGCUCCUUCAAGAUGAAUCUUCUUACAUUUUUGUAAGUGUUACACAAGAAGCAGAAAGAGAAGAAUUUUUUGAUGAAACACGGAGACUUUGUGACCUGCGACUAUUUCAGCCUUUUCUAAAAGUCAUUGAACCAGUAGGUAACAGAGAAGAAAAGAUUCUUAAUAGAGAAAUAGGUUUUGCUAUCGGCAUGCCUGUCUGUGAAUUUGACAUGGUUAAGGAUCCAGAAGUACAAGACUUCAGAAGAAAUAUUCUUAACGUUUGUAAAGAAGCAGUGGAUCUUCGAGAUGCCAAUGCACCACAUAGUAGAGCGCUAUAUGUCUGUCCUCCAAAUGUAGAGUCUUCACCUGAGCUACCCAAACAUAUAUACAAUAAACUAGAUAAAGGGCAAAUUAUAGUGGUGAUAUGGGUAAUAGUCUCACCAAACAAUGAUAAGCAGAAAUACACCUUAAAAAUCAAUCAUGACUGUGUGCCUGAGCAAGUUAUUGCUGAAGCAAUUAGGAAGAAAACGCGAAGUAUGUUGCUGUCAUCUGAACAACUGAAACUUUGCGUCUUGGAGUACCAGGGCAAAUAUAUUUUAAAAGUGUGUGGCUGUGAUGAAUACUUGCUAGAAAAAUAUCCACUGAGCCAGUAUAAGUAUAUAAGAAGCUGUAUAAUGCUUGGUCGCAUGCCCAAUCUGAUGCUGAUGGCUAAGGAAAGCCUAUAUACCCAGCUGCCGCUGGACACCUUUACAAUGCCAUCUUAUUCCAGGCGUAUCUCUACAGCUACACCCUACAUGAAUGGAGAAGCUACAGCCAAAUCCCUCUGGACUAUAAAUAGCGCUCUCAGAAUAAGAAUCCUCUGUGCAACCUAUGUAAAUGUGAACAUUAGAGACAUAGACAAGAUCUAUGUUAGAACAGGUAUCUACCAUGGAGGGGAACCAUUGUGUGACAACGUGAAUACUCAAAGGGUACCUUGUUCUAAUCCCAGAUGGAAUGAAUGGCUAUUGUAUGACAUGUACAUUCCUGAUCUUCCACGUGCUGCUCGGCUCUGCCUUUCUAUCUGUUCUGUUAAAGGCCGGAAGGGUGCUAAAGAGGAGCACUGUCCAUUGGCUUGGGGAAAUAUAAACAUGUUCGAUUACACAGACACUCUUGUAUCUGGGAAAAUGGCUUUGAAUCUUUGGGCAGUACCUCAUGGGCUGGAGGAUUUGUUGAAUCCUAUUGGUGUUACUGGAUCGAAUCCAAAUAAGGAAACUCCAUGUUUAGAGCUGGAAUUUGAUUGGUUUAGCAAUCCUGUAAAGUUUCCAGAUAUGACGGUGAUUGAAGAGCAUGCCAAUUGGACUAUAUCACGUGAACUGGGGUUUAACUACAGCUAUGCAGGGCUGAGUAACAGAAUAGCUAGAGAUAACGAAUUAAGAGAAAGUGACAAGGAACAACUGCGAGCCAUAUGUACACGAGAUCCUUUGUCUGAAAUCACUGAGCAAGAGAAGGACUUCCUCUGGAGCCACAGACACUAUUGCGUGAAUACUCCAGAAAUUCUGCCCAAAUUACUUUUGUCUGUUAAAUGGAAUUCUAGAGAUGAAGUGGCCCAGAUGUACUGUUUGGUAAAAGAUUGGCCUCCAAUCAAGCCAGAGCAAGCAAUGGAGCUUUUGGACUGUAAUUAUCCAGAUCCAAUGGUGCGAGCUUUUGCAGUUCGGUGUCUAGAGAAGUACUUGACAGACGACAAACUGUCUCAGUACUUAAUCCAGCUAGUACAGGUUCUGAAAUAUGAACAGUAUUUAGAUAAUCAGCUUGUGAGAUUUUUACUUAAGAAGGCACUGACCAAUCAAAGGAUAGGACACUUCUUCUUUUGGCAUUUAAAGUCCGAAAUGCACAAUAAAACUGUAAGUCAGAGGUUUGGUUUACUUCUGGAGUCCUAUUGUCGAGCGUGUGGCAUGUACCUAAAGCAUCUGAGCAGGCAGGUGGAGGCUAUGGAGAAGCUGAUUAACCUCACAGAUAUUCUCAAGCAGGAAAAAAAAGAUGAGACCCAGAAGGUACAGAUGAAGUUUCUUGUUGAACAAAUGAGACGGCCAGAUUUUAUGGAUGCUUUACAAGGUUUUAUCUCUCCUCUUAAUCCUGCACAUCAACUGGGAAAUCUUCGGCUUGAGGAGUGCAGGAUAAUGUCAUCUGCAAAAAGGCCACUGUGGUUGAACUGGGAAAACCCAGAUAUUAUGUCUGAAUUGUUAUUUCAGAACAAUGAGAUAAUCUUUAAAAAUGGAGACGACUUGCGUCAGGACAUGCUGACACUUCAGAUAAUUAGAAUUAUGGAAAACAUCUGGCAAAACCAGGGUCUUGAUCUUCGGAUGUUGCCUUAUGGUUGUUUGUCUAUUGGUGACUGUGUGGGACUCAUUGAGGUGGUGAGGAGCUCUCAUACGAUCAUGCAAAUUCAGUGUAAAGGAGGCUUGAAAGGAGCGUUGCAGUUCAACAGCCAUACAUUGCAUCAGUGGCUCAAGGACAAGAACAAAGGAGAAAUGUAUGAUGCAGCUAUUGACUUGUUCACACGUUCUUGUGCCGGCUACUGUGUCGCUACCUUUAUACUGGGCAUUGGUGAUCGCCACAAUAGUAACAUCAUGGUAAAAGAUGAUGGACAACUGUUUCACAUUGACUUUGGGCACUUCCUCGAUCACAAGAAGAAAAAAUUUGGUUAUAAAAGAGAGCGUGUGCCAUUUGUCUUAACACAAGACUUUUUAAUAGUGAUUAGUAAAGGAGCCCAAGAAUGUACCAAAACAAGGGAGUUUGAAAGGUUUCAGGAGAUGUGUUACAAGGCUUAUCUAGCAAUUCGGCAGCAUGCCAAUCUCUUCAUAAAUCUUUUCUCCAUGAUGCUUGGCUCAGGAAUGCCAGAACUGCAGUCCUUUGAUGAUAUUGCAUACAUUCGAAAGACCCUUGCAUUGGACAAAACUGAGCAGGAAGCUCUUGAGUACUUCAUGAAGCAAAUGAAUGAUGCUCACCAUGGUGGCUGGACAACAAAAAUGGACUGGAUCUUCCACACAAUAAAGCAACAUGCUUUGAACUGAAAUGAAAGCAAAGACGACAGGAACUGAUAGCCCGCUUUGUGGGUACUGCACUGUUAAUACCCGUUAGCAGCAAAGACUGGUUGCAUAGGAAUUGCACAAACCACGAACAACAUUAGAAUUUAUGGCAAGAAAAGAGAUGAACUGUUUGGACAACUGUCAAAAAUGUAAAACAGGGUUUCAGAUAGCACUAAAGUUGUACACUUCAAAAAUUAAGCUUUAGUAUGAUGUGUGACUUAAUGUUAUGCCUUAAGCCCAAAAAGGUAAACUUGGAAGAAUGUUUCCUUUUUUUAUUUGAUAGGAUAACUUAGAAGGAAAAAGAAAAUAGUGCUAGCAUGAACAUAGAUCCCAUCACAUUACCUUAGAUCUGGUACAGCAGGUAGAGACUAUGUUGGACUGAGAAGAGUGGAAAGAGAAUUCAAGUGAUGGUGAAUAUUUAAAUGCAGCGUAGUUUGAAUGGAAGGAGUUUUAAGCUCAAAGAUCUAAAAACAAAAGUGAGAGGACAGUGCCUUUUAAAUGUGCUCAGAGGCAUUAACAUUUAUGGGGUUUAGAUGACCCUUUGAUUUCUGGGUCCGUUAUCUGCACAGUUUCUGAAAGCAGUAGGAAGUAGGCCCAUUCAGUAUGGUGUUUCUUCUGCUCAGUAUUUCUAGGGGUGCAAUUCAUACCUUCACAAAGAAACUUCCUAUCAUCCCCAAAAACUGACUAACCUGGAAAUUGAAUGGUCAGAAUUGGGUUUAGUGCAACAGAGAGUUGUAGUGUUCAUCUUAGGUUUGCUUUAAUCUAACUUGAACUGAAUAGAUUUUUUUCAUACAUGUUUUCCAGAGCCUAAAGAAAGGUGAGUUAUUAAAAUUAUUGAAAGAUUAUUUUUUUAUAAAGGCUAUUUAUAUAAUAGGAACUAUUAUUAAUAUAUAUUCUUUAUUUACAUGAUUUGUCCAAUAUUCACUCUUUUAAUUUUGCAGCCCAGUUCUAUCUGUCCAAGACUCCCGUUUCCAUUAACGUCACUGAAGGUGACCAGAUAUACUCCUAGGACCAAAUUCAACCCUGGUGAAAGAGGACACAAGUACCAUUGAAGUAGUGGGAGAUAUACCCACUAAUGCCAGAGGUGAACUUGGCCUAAGUCUCUUCAAAAAAUUUUUGGGCAUCACUCUUCACAUUACUGAAGUGAUAUACUGGCUAUUCAAGGAACGUACAUUUAAACCCUCAAUCUUUGGGUCCACCAUUUCUCCUCUUUCUUCCUCCUUUGGAAGUGAUUGCUUAAUCCAGUAACAGAUACAUCAGAAAUAGCAAUUUAGAUUUUCAAUAUGAUCAAUAAUAAGCAGUUCAACAUACAGCAGAUACGUUGGCUAGCUCAAAGCAUGUGGAGUUACCAAACAUUUUAUAGCUUUGUCUGUUUUGUGUGUGUGCGCGUGUAUAUAUAUUUGUAAAUCUAGUUGUUGUCCUCUAACACAAUUACGAUGUGUGCAAUCAGUUAAAUUGGCACCACUUUUUGAAACUGUUCAGAGUACUGAGGAUUUCAGAUUGCCCUUAUGCACAACUUCAGGUAGGACUGUUUUUCUAAUUAUUAAACAGGUUUUUUAAUUAGUGAAGCCCAUGAUCCCAAGGGUGGUGUUCACCCUAACAUUUUAAACUUGCUAGAUUGGCAGCACUUGGAGUGAAUUCCAAAGGUCUGGGGCUUUCGGGGGUUCAGCUUGUUCACUUGCAAACACGCACCGAGGUGCCACUCAGAAAGUGCAAUACCACAUGUAAUAUAAAAUAUGCUGACAGCUGGUGUUAGAUUAGAAUAUAAGUAUAUAAAUAAACUGUACUUUGUGCAGGCUGUACUGAUGAGGUAAUGAGUGGUUGGCUUCAUUUAGCAAAUUGUAAUAUAUUAAAAAUGUGCAAUCAAUUACAUUAUGAAAGACUUUGGGGAUUGUAAAGCCAAGACUUUGGUCUUUCCAGACACUUUCAUAGUCAAGAUCCUGCAGUUGAUUACUGCACACCUGGAUACUUGAUGUUGUGGGGGGAAACCUGUUUUUGUGAAAACUACAGAAGUUCCAAGAAUUUUGAGGAAUGUGAAGUUUUAUUUCCUUAGUUCUACUAAAUGUUUUGGAGUAGUCCAACAGACUUCACAUUACUCUUUUUGACUGUUACGUAUUUCUUUUUGUUCAUACGAAUAUUUUAACUCCUGCUAACCUUGGUCAUACUUUCUAGAGCAAAAUUACCCUUGUAUGAAUAACUUUGCAGUCAACGCACUCUAAUGGUUUAGCUCUUUUAAAACAUGGCUUAGUUGCAACUUAAAUUUAGUUCACGAAAUCUGAAACCCUGUUGGCUGUAACUCUUAACUGAGUAAAACUGUUGCACAAAUGCCACAUUAGGUGCUACAUUAUCCUUAUUUAUCUGGUAUUGAAACAAUGCUUUACCUCGUUUUCUCUAAGAGAUGGUCAGCCUCUUUCAGCCUGGAUGAAAAGAUCAACUCAAAUUUAUUGGAUGUUAUGAGCCCACCUUCUUUUGUACUUUGUCCCUUCCUAGCCAUUUACUUCUGUAAAUAUGACUAUAAAUGUCUUUCAGUUCAAGCAUGCAGUGUUCUGCACCCUUUUUGCACAAACAGAAAGGUAGGAGGAAUCAGGCUCUGUUUCUAAAAAUUACUGCAACUAAAUGCUGUGCACAAGCUGUAGAAGUUAUGAACAUCAAAUAGUAAAAGAAAGGAAACUUCAUAGUGAUACAGACAUAAUAUGAUUUGGGAUAAUUAUAGCCUUUAAAUUAAAAAAAAAAAAAGUAGGAGAAGCACAUGGGCUACAAGCGAUUGUUCUUACCAUAAACAGGAUGGGCAUUUGAAAAACAUUCUGUCAGUGUUUCAGGGGGAAAAAAAAAAUAAUCCUUUUUUUCAGCUUCAAAGUGUUCAACCCUAAUUACCUUAUCCUGUUAUGCCAGUUUUGUGCUGAUGUAACUUCACUGAAGAUAGUGGAGGUACUAUUUACUUAUGUUGGUGUAAAUGAGAGGAUGUCAUCUGUUCUCAGUGUCAGAAAUAAGAUCUGCUUACAGACUGCAAAAGUACCUGUAACUGAGCUCUAGAUUUUUACAGAGAUUGCUUGGAAUUUGGAUUUUUAUUUUUAACUAUUCCCACUUCAUGGAGAUUUGAAAAUGUUCCCUUUAUUCUGGGAAUCAGCUGCACAAAACACUAAGUAGCUUAUUUUGAGCUUGAAUUGAAUCCAAACACCUUGCUCCUGCAAAACUUUGUAGUAGCACUACCAGAGCAAGGACCCCAGGGUUAGGCCAUAUGUUUUAUUACAAAGCAUUAGGAAAUGGUGAUUUAGUGAAAUACAAAUUUAAAAACAGUAGAUUUUUCAGCUGUGAAACUGUGUUUGAUUUAAUGACAGAACAGGCUGCUGCUGAUUAGUUUUUCUUAAAAAUAUAUUCUUUGCUUUCAUAAAGGUAGCAGAAAAAGCACCUGUACUGACUUUACAUAUGCACACUUUUCUGUUCUAAAAGGGUGCAUCAGUAGUUUGUUUUUUUUAUAGGUAAAACAAUUUCAGUAUAACUUCUAAAAUUAAAGAAAAGCAUUUAAAUAAAACCAAAAUUGUUAGUGGUUUGGCAUCUUGUGGAGAAGAUAUAAGCCUGCAUAUUAAGGGCAAUAUAGAAAUUACCAAGCUUGUAAAGAAUUUUGUAUGUGAUGACCCUACUGUUGGUGGUUUGGAGGGUUGUUUUAGGUUUUUUCCAACUUUCCUUUUUAUGUAAAAUAUUAAAUGCCCUUCAGUGGUCAGUGGCCCAUGUUUGAUGACAAUUUGAAGGUAUUUUCUUUGCUUUGUCAUUUUAUAACUGGCAUGUUCCAACGUCUGUUCUUAAUAAUUGUGAAUUCCUCCUGUUUUGCAUGUCUGUACAGGUUGCAGACCUGGGCUGGACCCAUUCAAAAAACAAAUAUCAAAAAAGCCACUUGAAAUUACUAUUUUGUUGAUGUCUUUGACAUCUUGAAAAUGCUUCAAGUUAAUGAAAAUGGUGUGGUAUUACAGAAAGAAUUGUAACUUGCUGCUUCUAAGACUUUUUUUUUUUUAAACUUUUCUUGUGUUUUAGUUUUACUUGAAUGGAAGAACCACACUUGUUUUUGUUUGGUUUUUUUUUAAAUAUUAUAUAGCUGUGGAUGUUGUUGCAGAUUGUUGAAUCCCAAUUUAAUUUUGCAAUACAUGUUUCAUACAAAUAAUGAAUUUGUAUCUUUUUUUGUGCUGAAAGUUGUCUCAGUUUAGGUAAGGCUCUAUCUGUCCAAAAUGAUGUGUAGCUUGCCACCCCUGCAGCUGGUGUGGGUUUUUUGGGGGUGGUUUUGGUUUCAUUUUCAUUUUUUACACCUGUGUUAAUGAAGGGAAGCCAACUGGAAAUUGGAUAUAGAAGUUCUCUAUCUGCAUACACUAACCAAAUCUAUAGGUGCUCUGGUCUUUGAGAAAUUCUGAUUUCACUUUAUGCUGAUAGAACACUGUCUUCAUCAGAAUCACUCUGGAUUCACAACAGCAUAUGAAAUCAGAAUUAGACUAUAUGUAUAUUAAAGUUCCAGAUCACUUAUUCAUAUGAUUCAGUAUGAAAGGUGUUCUCUUAAUGAGGAAUGUUUACUAGCAGCCUAGUUAAACACUUGACAAUUUUACUUUGAAAUAGUCUUUAUUAACUAGCCUUUUCAGCUCUCCAAUUCAUAACUACUAUAAUCUUGUCUAUAGUUACUUUCAUUCUUGAGACUUCCAAGAUUUUUAUUGCUUGCUAUCUUAAAUGUUUCCUCUUCCUACUCUUUCAUAGUAUAAAAACUUGAACCCACACUCAGGAAAAGUAGUUGUUCUUAAUUUGCAGCACAGUAUUCUUGAUUUCUGAGCUUUAUAGGAUAGACUCUUAAGGGUAUGAGGUCUUACUGCGUUAGCACUCCUGACUCUAAGCCAGAGGUGGAUCCCUCUGUCUCUUCCCUUCCCUCUCCAACACCCCUCUCCCCUAAAAAGCAACAUGCCCAUAGCAUAACAACAUAAAAUAUUUGUGAGGGAAGAUCAAUUGAAGCAAUGUUCUGCCUGUACUUUGAAGCUAGCAUCCCCAUUGGUUUUUAUAAAUGCGUCUUAAGUGUCCUUACUGUCACUUCUGUAUGUGAUACAAUAUUCCUUUGGCAUAAGGAAGGCCAAAAAUACACUAUUCUAUCUUGACUUUUUCUGAAAUUCUGGUGCCAGAUCCCCAGUAGCUAUUAAACUGGUUUAGGAAUCAUUUAGUUCAGUGUAACUGCAUCAGUUUUGUUAGGAACCUGUUCCAGUAAUAAAAUUAAUCACAGUUAAACCAGACUUAAUUGUAUUGCUUAAGUUAUAGAAAGCCUAAUUCAAGCAGAAGCUGUUUCUCCUAAGAAUCUUAUGUCUGUUGUAGUUUAGUUAAUCCUUGAGAGCCAAAACAUGGAUAUUCAUAGCUGCAAUCUCAUUCUGCCUUGUUUCUUUGGUUUAACUACUUCUAAUCUAUUUCCAGGCUUUAUUAAUAGUAUUCUGUAUCCUGAAUUAUCAACUGCUCCAGGCUGUCCAAAGUUGUCUUACUAUUUCAUUUGGGGCAGGGAAAGAAAAGGAAGAGAUGAAGAGAUGAAUCCUUCUCUUGUCUUGUAGCCGCUGUGGUCCAAAUUCUUCAUCUUUUCUUGUAAAGAUAAAUGUAUAAUUCAUCAUCUGGGAGUAUCAUCCUUUCCCCUUGCCCCCUCACACCUCUGCAAGUUUUAACUGUGAAUAUCCACAUACACUAUCAAAAUCCACUUCCCUGGUGAAGAAAAGGAUUUAAAUAUAUAUGGCUGCAGUCUCAUGUCCUGGAUUCUCAGGCUUGAAAUUUUGAAAGUAUUGUUGUCAUUGCAGCUGGUACCACAAUUGCAAGAAUUUUCACAGAAUUUCACAGAAUCGUUGAGGUUGGCAGAGACCUUUGGAGACCCUCUAGUCCAGCCACCCUGUUCAAAGCAGGGUCAGCUAGAGCAGGUUGCCCAGGACAUUGUCCAGUUGGGUUUAGAGUCUGUCCAAAAAAGAAGAGUCCACAGUAAAAGUGUUUUCUUAAUGUUUAUAUGAAAGGUCUUCUACUUCAUUGCUUAAUGUCCUUUUACUGGCAGCACUGAGAAGAGCCUUGCCUGCCACCUUUACUCUUCUCCAUCAAGUAUUUCUAUACAUUGCCAAGAUGCCCCUUGAGCUUUCUCUUCACCAGGCUAAACAAUCCCAGCUCUCUCAGCUUCCUCCCCUAUCCAUCAUCCUCAUGGCCCUUUGGUAGACCCAUUCCAGUAUGUCCAUGUCUGGCUUGUACUGGGGAGCCCAGCACUCCAGGUGUGGCCUCACCAGUGCUGAGCAGAGGGGCAGGAUGAAGGCUCACCUCCCUUGACCUGCUGGCGAUGCUCUUCCUAACGCAGCCCAGGAUCCCGUUGGCAUUUUGGAAAAAUAGAGCCCAGAAGGGUGUAAUCUCUUGAUGCUUAUAUGUAACUUUGUUGAAGCUGGUAGCAGUUACAUGUCGGCAUCAAAAGGGGAAUAUAAACACCCACCAGUGCUAGAAAUAUGUUUUAAAAAUGAGACAAUUAUCUUUGAAAUAACCACUAUGGGGGGUGGGGUGGGGCGGGGAUGUUGCCAUGUGUAUGUCAUUCUGUGAUAAAGGUCCUGUGGUAAAGUAGUUAGAAAGCAAGACGUUUUUAGUAGUGAUGGGCCAAAAAAGUAUUUAAGAUGCAGCAAGAUGCAUGUGUUGUCAUACUGAGAAUAGUCUUGCAGUAUUUAAAAAGAAGAAAAAAAAAAAAACCACCACAAAAAAAACCCCCACAACCCUUUUCUUCCCCUUCUGCUGUGCUACUCAAGUAACAAAAGUUUGGCCUAUGAUAAUUAUUGUAGUUCAUGUUCAUGGGAAACUGUAAAAAGUCUGCUUUUUAUUUAUCUUUGCAGUCUGUAUCACAUGCUGUUUAUUAAAAAAAACUACUUUUGUUUGGUUUUUAUCACA
Molecule: messenger RNA, 12123 nt
Organism: Harpia harpyja (harpy eagle)
Lineage: Eukaryota; Metazoa; Chordata; Aves; Accipitriformes; Accipitridae
Gene: PIK3CA
Product: phosphatidylinositol-4,5-bisphosphate 3-kinase catalytic subunit alpha
Exons: 21
Coding region: 1996-5202 (1068 amino acids)
Biological process (GO): phosphatidylinositol 3-kinase/protein kinase B signal transduction; phosphatidylinositol-mediated signaling; cell migration
Cellular component (GO): phosphatidylinositol 3-kinase complex, class IA; plasma membrane; cytoplasm
Molecular function (GO): 1-phosphatidylinositol-4-phosphate 3-kinase activity; 1-phosphatidylinositol-3-kinase activity
Source: RefSeq, a predicted model, not a curated record